Messenger RNA from Triticum dicoccoides, 2082 nucleotides. Its product is annotated as putative zinc finger CCCH domain-containing protein 51. NCBI's taxonomy places the organism in Eukaryota, Viridiplantae, Streptophyta, Magnoliopsida, Poales, Poaceae. The coding region runs from base 736 to 1464 and encodes 242 amino acids. The record is from RefSeq and is a predicted model, not a curated record. The transcript is spliced from 8 exons. Gene Ontology annotation, molecular function: metal ion binding; RNA binding.
UUUUCUCCUGCUUACUUGACUGAAGGCAUGCGAUUCUUCCUCGCACGACCCACCACGAGACUCCUGCAGAGGCGCGCCAGCCACCGCAAUAGCGCACCCACCGCCGCUUCUCUCUUCUCCACCGACCUCCGUCGCUUUGAUCCAGGCCGAGCAUCCGCAACGCCGCUUCUCUGUCCUCAACCCAGCUCAGUCGCUCCGCUCGACACCGGGCAUCUCCGCAGCGACGCUCCACGGCGAGAUUGGUCGCCGCCCCCUCCGUGAAAUUGAAGGUCGGCGGCGUCGGUGCCGACCACCACGACAGGGAAUGCGGAACUGCGGCGGCUGGGCCGACGCCUCCCCUCGCCCCUCUCUCCGGCGGCUCCCACCGCACCGGAGGCGGCGGCGCGCCAGGACUUAGUGAGCCAAGCGGAGGCCUUUCCAGCACCAGGCCCAAUGCUGCUCGGGGCUUCUUAAGUCAUGCCUUGGGCGUACCGGACAGGCCCAGGCCCAGGCCCAAUGCUGCGAAUUCGAGGUUGCCUACCGUCUCCUUUCAAAGGCGAAAGCUUGCGCGGGCGUCAUAUAUACAGCCUCCGCCUCACCGUCUUCUUCCUCGCCCUCUUCUUCACCCUUCCCGGAGCGGAGAAGCUUGCGCAGGCAUCAUAUACAGCCCCCGCCUCGUCCCCUUCCUCGGUAUGCUGAACCCUUCCUCGGUGUGCUGAACCCUUCCUGGAGCGGAGAAAGACCAGGAAACAGAAAAUGGUUUGGAGGUCUGACCAGCCUUGCCGCUUCUACAUGAUUGAUGGAUCUUGCAAGUAUGGUUCAGACUGUUGGUUCUCUCAUGGACUUGACUCAUUUGGGAGGAUAGAGAUCCAAAUCAGGGUAUUUCUGCAUAUGAUGCAUGGUUUUCCUGUCCCAGUAGUGGAUUUGCCACGGAAUUGCUCUGAGUUGCACAUAAAGCUUCUGCAAGACGGACAGGAUGGGAAUCCUGAUCACCUGCUGAGUUUGCUCUGGCGUCUUCAUACGAUUUAUUUGUUUCAUGACAGCUUUCAAUGGUAUGUAAUCCUGUUGGAGGUUGCUCCACCAGCCUACAAUCCAAAUGUGAUGGAUUUCAAUAGUGAAACUCGGAUUUAUAUCACCUUCUCUGCUCAAAGUAGAGAAAUAUGCACUGAAUCAAAGGUUCAUUCGUAUUUCAGCAAUUUCGGGUCUGUCGUGUCUGUGACUAUUCCGCAUGGAAGGUCAUAUGGUUUUGUGAGAUUCAUGCUCCCUGGGACAGUGAGGCUGCUUUUAUCAAACUGGAAUCCUGAGGUCCCUCACUUCAUCUCCGGAGCAAGACUUCACGUGGACCGCUAUAUCCCCUAUUAUCUGUGGAACCCUGCUGAGAAUCAUGGGCCGAAUGGCCUGGAUGGAGGGCCAGGACAUGUACCAAAUGCCCUGGGUGGAGUGCCAGGACAAGAACCAGGAACCCUGCUGGGAAUCAUGGGCUGAAUGGCCCGGGUGGAGGGCUAGGACAUGUGCCAAAUGCCCCGGUUGCAGUGCCAGAUGACGUGCUAGGUGUGCUGGAUGGAGACGCAGCAGAACAAGAUAUGAACCCUGCUGGGAAUGGAGCGGCAGGACAAGUGCCAGGUGUUCCGGAUGAAGUGCCAGGUGUGCCGGAUGGAGGCGCAGCACAACAAGAUAUGGACGAGAUCGCUGCCGCUCUUCCAGAUGUCGACUGUUUCUACAAGGAGGCCUGACCUGACCAGCCAGUGGCGCAAGUAUAAGUGGAUUGGAACGGAGUUCCCCAUUCAGAUGUUGUCGACUCCCAUUCGAUACAUAUACACUCCAGACAUAGAUUGUAGAUUAGAUGAGUAUACUAAAGACGCAGCAAACUUGAGUACACUAUACUGAUUACUGAAACGCUUCUAUGGUUUCCUCUUAGAUAGAUCAUAUAAACAAAGGGAAGUUUUUGUACAUUGAAGCGCUUUCCUUGGUUGAUUAGGUUUGGGGUCAACCCCCCUGCUGUUAUGACCUGCUGAUGCAUGAUCUAAGAAUCCUUGUAAUUCUACUCUACACACUGAGUUUUUUUGGUAGUUAAUAGCAAAACAGAAACAGUUUGUGUUUGCA